AGCGAAAGCCGAGCGGCACAGGAGCUCGGAGCCCGCGGUCGGCCCAGCGCGGCCGAGCAGAACCCACACACCGCGGCCCCAGUUCCGGCCGGAGCAGGGAUCCCGGCGCGGCGGGCCCUGGGCGCACGCGCACAGCAGCCCGCGGACCUCUUUCUGCUCGGGCGCGAGAGCGGUCCGCAGCCCUCCGUCAGGCGGCGUCGGGCCCGAGUCUCGCCGCGUUCGCACCUGCGGUGAUUCAGAGACGGAGUGGCUGACGCCGAGCCGUAGGACAGACCACCUUGGGAGCCAGAUGAGCAGAGAGAUCUGCGUGCACUCUUGGCCUUGUUCCUACUACUUAGAACCAGAGAAGCGAUGGGUUCCUGGAAAGCUUUCAUUAACUUCUCGCUCCCUGAGAUUUAUGACUGAUAAAACCGGGGAGACCUUGGUCAGCUUCCCGCUGUCUAGUGUGGUUGAGAUAAAGAAGGAAGCUUCUCACUUUGUCUUCAGUUCCAUCACCAUCCUGGAGAACAGCGGCCUCAAGCACUGGUUCAGCUCCUUGCAGCCCAGUCGGAAUGCAGUCUUCAGCAUCAUUGAGCAUUUCUGGAGAGAGUUGCUGCUGUCUCCACCAGAGGCAGCGCUCCCUGUGACCAAGGGGAAGCAGCUGACAGGUCUGAUGGCCUGUUCUCAGAAGCGCCUAGAAGAGACAGCCCGAGUCCUCCACCAUCAGGGCGAACAGCUGGACAGCAUCACCAGAGGCCUGGACAAGAUGGAAUCGGACCUGGACAUGGCUGACAGGUUGCUGACGGAGCUGGAGUCCCCUUCUUGGUGGCCAUUUAGUUCCAAGCUUUGGAAGAUGCCAGCAGAAACAAACCCCAAGGAAAGCACCUCAAUGGCUAGUCCCAAAGUUCUUGGAAAAGAAGGGGUAGUGGUCCGAAUUCCUGCUGUUAUCUCCCAGGGGAAUGCAUCUCAUGUUAAAGCAGGAAGUCUCACCAUCCUUGUGUCUGGGUUGGAAAUCCAUGACUCCUGUUCUUUGCUCAUGCACAGAUUCGAAAGAGAAGAUAUAGAUGACAUUAAGGUUCACACGCCUUAUGAGAUUAGCAUCCGACAGCGGUUCAUUGGGAGGCCAGACAUAGCUUAUCGCCUGAUAUCUGCCAAGAUGUCAGAGGCUAUCCCCAUUUUGGAGGUGCAGUUCAGCAAGAAGAUGGAGCUGUUAGAAGAUGCCUUGAUGCCCAGAAGUGCCAGAUCGUCUUCCCCAAUAGAGAAGGGCUGCUCAGUCUGGCAGGCGGCGUCUGGACUGAUGGACCGUGCCAUGCCCCACGAGCCCUGCUCAGGGAGCCAGGAGGGCCCGUCACUUCAGCUGCAGAGGAGCGAGCCGCUCGUCUCUGAGGGGGACGCCCAGGAACUGAGACAGAUCCUGAGGAAGCUGAAGAGUCUCGCACUGGACACUGAGACGGAGCUGGAGAGGCAGGAUGACGUCCUGGACGGCAUCACCGCAGCCAUUGACCGGACCACCUUAACCAUUGACAAGCAUAACCAACGUACGAAGAAACUGACCUAGGACUGGAUAGCAGAGAGGUGACUGGUUCUGAUGACAGUGGCUUCCCUGAGGACUUUGUCCUCAACACUUGCAUGCUUCCUACAUAAAAAUCUGGGAAGUCGUCCCAGGGGCCAGUUAGUAGGUGGAGGCCCUGUGCCAGGAGCUGUGGGCUUGCCUCAGGGUGCAGGGCUGCUGUGAUGUGAUUCCUGCCAUAAUGCAGGGAAGGGGGAGCUCCAGGAGAGGGAGGUCUGCCUGCAGAUCCAGCAAGUCCCCCAAGCCCCUGCCAUGGUGGCCCUGCUCCCCCACUCCCCCCAGGCCCCAGGUCCCUGCUCCCCUGUUCCCCUACUCCCCACAGGCCCCAGCUCCCCUGCUCCCCCGUUCCCCUCAGGUCCCAGUUCCCUGCUCCCCCCAGGCCUCGGCUCCCCCUUCCUACUGGAGCCCUUCAGAGGGUCCACAGUAACAGGAAGGCUCUUACCCGCACAGCUGGCUGCACCCAGUGGCUGCUUUGCAUGGCCAGCAUCCCCACUAGCUGAAUUUUCAUUCUUUCUCUGUUCUUGCUAGGUGUAAAAGGGCAAUUUAAAACUCUGUGAAAGAAAUGUGCUGAUUUUUGAAUCUGCCUCACCUCUGUGGGCUGCUCUGCAUGGGCCCCUCUCAUGUCACUUCGUUCCAUUCUUCUCUGGAAGACGGGCCUAUGUCUUUUGCUUUACUGUGACCUCCAGUACGUCUGUAGGUCUUUCUGUGAACACCUAGAAUAUUCUUGUCCAGUUUGUAGCCAAGUGUGAAAAUAAUACAUACUGCACCUCUUUUAAAAA
Molecule: messenger RNA, 2328 nt
Organism: Canis lupus familiaris (dog)
Lineage: Eukaryota; Metazoa; Chordata; Mammalia; Carnivora; Canidae
Gene: SNAP47
Product: synaptosome associated protein 47
Exons: 5
Coding region: 290-1537 (415 amino acids)
Biological process (GO): exocytosis; synaptic vesicle fusion to presynaptic active zone membrane; synaptic vesicle priming
Cellular component (GO): plasma membrane; SNARE complex
Molecular function (GO): SNAP receptor activity; syntaxin binding
Source: RefSeq, a predicted model, not a curated record